UCCACACCAAAGGGGGCAGUAUGGCACUAAACGUCACUAGUCUACCGGAAAUAGAAGUAGGCGAAAGCUAGCAGUAACAGUUCAAAGUAAGCGAUAAGGCCGUUUUAAUGUAUUUCGUCGCUUUUGUUCGUUGUUCUAUACGACUUUGUUGGACCUCCCGGCAUUAUAGAAAUAAUUCAUAAGACGUUUAAUUACAUUUAAGUGUUGCAGAGCGCGUCGUUUUAUUCUCGUCUCAAUGAUGGUGAAGCUUCCCGGGCUAGCUUAGCUUGCUAGCUGCUAACAAAGAGAAAGUAAAAGUCUUCAAGACUUCACUAAACUGAGAUCAGAUGUGAGUGCAAAGUGAAAGUGAAAGUGUCGCGCUCCUGUGGACAAAUGAUGGAAUAGAAGAAGAACUUUCUGGAUCAAAAAGAGGAGAACAUCAAAGUUGUUUCCCGCAGAACAGCAGACACCAGUGAAGAACAUUUUCAUCCUCAGCAGCAGGAGUGGGCCUCCGGGAUGGAGCAGGAGGAGCCACGGCCCCCCCAGAUUAAAGAAGAAGAGGAGGAACACAUCAUCAACAUGGAGGGAGGCCCUCUUGAAGGACUGGAGGAGUUCCCAGUCAUCCGUGUCGUCGUGAAGAGUGAAGAAGAUGAGGUCAAAGGUGAAAGUGAAGAGAAGAGAGGAGCGGAGAGACCAAGCAGCAGCUCAACUCAACACAUGACGACAAAAGCUGAUGGUGGAGGAUCACAAGCAGACUUAGUUGCGCUCUCAGAUAGAGACGACACCACUUCACACUCUGCUGAGAAUGACGAUGAUGAAGACUCCAAAGUGGAUCCAACAUGUCCGACCGACAACACACACUUUAAAUGUUCUCACUGUGACAAAACUUACGGCAACAAGUCGACUUUGAAAACACACAUGAUGAUUCACACGGGCGAGAAACCAUUCAGCUGCACAUUCUGCGGAAAAAGAUUCUCCAUCAAAGGACGCAUGAUAACGCACACAAGGACGCACACAGGGGAAAAACCAUAUGCCUGCUCGGUGUGCGACAAGAGCUUUUCUCACCAGUCUGCGUUUGUGCGGCACAAAAGGACGCACAUGAGCGAGAAGCCCUUCACCUGCAACGUUUGCGGUAAAUGCUUCGCCCUUGUCGGAGGUUUGAAAACCCAUCUGAGGACUCACACGGGCGAAAAACCCUAUUCUUGCUCCGUGUGCAGCAAAGGUUUUUGCGACCAUUCGUCGUAUGUCCGGCACGCCAGGACACACACCGGGGAGAAACCCUAUUCUUGUGCAAUCUGCAGCAGGAGUUUCACGCAGACGUCGGCGUUGGUCAAGCACGCCAGGACGCACACCGGGGAGAAACCCUUUGUCUGCCUAGUGUGCGGCCUGAGAUUAACCCAGAAGUCGCACUUGACCACACACAUGAGGAUACACACCGGCGAGAAAGUGUUCAGUUGCCGCGUGUGUGAUGAGAGGUUCUCCUACAAGUACCAGGUCAACGACCACAGGUGUGCUGGGGAGAACAGCAGCAGUCAGUGCCAGGAAUUUGACAAACUUUGACUCCCACGCUCAUAUUCAUGGGCUUCAAUGGCAUUAUUCUGAAGUUGACCAGGUCAGAUUUUUUUGAAUCAUCGAGACCUGUUUGUGUUGUCUUUGGAGAAGAUUUACAAUUUGUGUUGAUGACUGACAGUUCAUAAUAACGUAUUUCCUUGAAUUGCCGCCGGGGCGCUAAUUAAUUGAAAACCUCUUCUCACUCCGGCACUUACCAAAGGCAUGCGGUAAAGGCAAGCAUGCGCUAAUUAUUUUAAAACCUCUUCUCACUCCGGCACUUACCAAAGGCAUGCGCUAAUUUUAGGCCUGCGCUUAUAAACUUGAGUGUGAUGUAAGGAUACCAUCAUGAAAAGCACAUUUAAUUAAAAAAAACUUUAUUAUGGUCUUACCUUUACUUAUAAAUGAAGUCCAUGUGCAGCUCCUUCUGAUCAAAAGCAUCGAUAACUUGUUUAAAGAAGUCUUCCUUAUCUUUCUUCAGAUUUAAAAGUCUCUCUGUCUCGAUGGAGAUCUUCCUUUAUUACCUCCUGCUUUGAUUGAAAGUCCAGUUUAGAAAACUGUUUUAUUUUAGAUAUGUAAUCCUCCAUGUUAAAAGUGCAAGUGAGAGGAAAAAAUAAAGGAUCGCUGCUCACUCUUGCUGCUUGUUGUCACUUCUUCUGCAGCCGAGUAGUCGCAAGAAGGAUCACUAGCGCCCUCUACCACCAGGAGGCGGGAGUCAUUUAAUGACUCCUAUUUGACACACGCAGCUACGGUAUAUUAAUAAAACAUAGCUGCUUACUGUUCUUUUUAGUAUAUUCAAUAGCUUGGACCCUAAAUCCUACUGAAUAGCUCUUAAUCUUCUUCCCUUUAUGCGAUUUCAAAUUUUUGAAAUCAGCCUCCUCCAUUUUGAAAAUGAUGACAGGUGAAGUGUCACUCGUGACGUGACGAGUUUGACCCGGCGGAAAUUCUAGGCCUUUGCUAAUUAUUUGGCGAAAGGAGUUUGACCCAGCGGAAAUUCUAGACAUGCGCUAAUAAAAAUAACAUUUUGUGAAACGAGUUUGACUCGGCAGUAAUUCUAGGCAGGCGCAUACUAUAUACCCGGCGGCAAUCCAAGGAAAUAUGGUAAUAAUAAUAAUAAUAAUACAUCACAUUUAAAUAGCACUUUGAGAAAUUAGUCUUUUAAAAUAUGUCAAAAAAUGCAUCUUAAAACUACAUCCCUAUAUCUAAAACCAGUUUAAGAAAAGAAAAAUGAGUGAGAAUGUGGAAGCAAAGCAGGGCAAGUCUGAUAAAGGCUGGUUUGAGGGCAGUUUUGAAAGAUGCCCUUGAGCAGGGCACUGCUUGGGGGCCGUUUGUCUCUGCCAUUGCAUGCCUGCAUGUGUGUGUGGUGGUCUUCUACACAAAGUCUUCUUCUUACAGGGAUGAUUGUCAGACUCCUUACCAGAGACGCGGUCUCUCCAGUUGUGGCGCAGACAUGUAGGACAUUUGGGAUCCGAGCUCACCUACGUAGUUCUUUCUGGAGCAAGACUGGAACUUGAGGUGAGACGACCCUUUGUGUGGACGUCAAACUGUAAAUACUGACAUCACUAUUUGUGUCUGCGACAACAAACUAAUCAAUAAAUGCUUCCAAGCGUGUCAAAA
Nerophis ophidion (straightnose pipefish) is the source of this 3144-nucleotide messenger RNA. RefSeq names its product gastrula zinc finger protein XlCGF17.1-like. The transcript is spliced from 2 exons. The coding region runs from base 496 to 1539 and encodes 347 amino acids. Lineage: Eukaryota; Metazoa; Chordata; Actinopteri; Syngnathiformes; Syngnathidae. The record is from RefSeq and is a predicted model, not a curated record.